Messenger RNA from Olea europaea var. sylvestris, 1419 nucleotides. Its product is annotated as cinnamoyl-CoA reductase 2-like. The transcript has 6 exons. NCBI's taxonomy places the organism in Eukaryota, Viridiplantae, Streptophyta, Magnoliopsida, Lamiales, Oleaceae. Bases 185 to 1138 code for a protein of 317 amino acids. Gene Ontology annotation, molecular function: oxidoreductase activity, acting on the CH-OH group of donors, NAD or NADP as acceptor. The record is from RefSeq and is a predicted model, not a curated record.
AAUAUUGGAACAAAACAUGUUUCUUCAGGCAGUCGACAACUUCCACAAUGGAUAAUCAUCUUCAUCGAAUUUUAUCAAAAUUUAUCAAAAGUCUUACUUUUAAUUAAACCAAACAGGGAAAUAAUUCCUAUUUACAAUUUUUGAGUAUUAUUAGGGAGUUUCUGUCUGUUCCAUUUGUGUUUCAAUGGCGACGAAUAACACAGUCUGCGUGACAGGGGCAGGCGGGUUUGUAGCUUCAUGGCUUGUGAAGCUUCUCCUCUCCAAGGGCUAUACUGUUCAUGGCACCGUCAGAAAUCCUGCUGAUGAUAAAAAUGUUCAUUUGAGGAACCUCGAUAACGUGGUUGGGAAACUGGAACUUUUCAAGGCAGACUUGCUGGAUUAUGACUCAAUUUCUGCAGCCAUAAAAGGAUGCAAUGGAGUAUUCCAUGUUGCAAGUCCAGUUCCACCAGCCUCCGUGCCAAAUCCCGAGGUAGAACUGAUUGAGCCUGCUGUAAAGGGUACACUUAAUGUACUCAAGGCAUGCUCUGAGGCAAAUGUUGGGCGUGUUGUAUAUGUAUCGUCAAGUGCUGCUGUUGUGAUGAACCCUAACAGGCCCAAGGGUCAAGUAAUAGAUGAGACCUGUUGGUCAGACAGAGAAUACUGCAGAUCAUCAAAUAACUGGUAUUGCCUUUCCAAAACAUUGGCGGAGAGUGAGGCUUGGGAAUAUGCAAAGAGAAGUGGACUUGAUGUUGUAACUGUUUGUCCAACCGGUGUGUUUGGGCCGAUGCUGCAGAACACAGCAAAUUCUAGUAGUCUCGUUCUUAUUAAGCUUUUGAAAGGACACGAGGAAGUGGAAAACAAAACCCGGCUGAUAGUUGAUGUUCGAGAUGUAGCUGAAGCACUAAAAUUGGUAUAUGAAAAACCUGAAGCUGAAGGUAGAUACAUUUGUUCUGCUUACAUGUUAAAAACUGAGGACAUCGUGGAAGAACUGAUGAAAAUCUAUCCCGACUAUAAAUAUCCCAAGCGUUUUACAGAGGGAGCAGAACUGGGAAAUCUCAGUUCAGAAAAAUUGCAGAGGCUGGGUUUGAAAUAUAGGCCACUCGAAGAAACUCUUGUUGAUUCUGUUGAGAGCUACAAACAGGCUUGGGUUCUGGAUUGAAGCCAUCAAAUUUCAACAAAUGCACUUUCUCUUCAAUAAGUAUUCUCAUACAUGUUCUCAUGUUUGCAACAAUUCUAUGUUGUUGCUGGCAAUGUUCGUCUCUUUUAUGUUAAACAUGUUGUAAAAUAUACCGAAGUUAUAAUUUAAAUAACUUUUGUCAUCUCUUAUAUAAUCUGUUACUCUACUCGUACGGUUGUCGUCUAGGAAAUAAAGCCAUGUAGACCUUUUUAUGGAAUCUUUGAUUACCCCAAUGCAAUAUAAGGGAAGUGUGUUAGUUGGAA